GCGAGGGCAGGCUGGCUCUUCGACCUACCCCGGAAAAGUUCAAUCUGCGUCCAACUUGGCACAACAAGGCACGGCACGGCACGGCACGGCACGUCUAAACUGACAAUGGAAACACAAAUGCCAAGAGUGACAGUAGAGAGAGGGCACUGGUCCACUUCCUUAAUGUGAGUCUAUGGAAGAAAUAAAAAGAGACGGCGACCAGCUCAGUGUGUAACUACAGCAUGAAGUAGCUUCCUGUUUCCUGCUUUCAGUCCGUCUCAUGAUCUUUGUGACCAAGUGAGGACUGUAAAACUUUUGGGCAGCUCCAACAUCAGUACAGAGAGCUCAAACUCAGAUGGAAGCAAGAAACACAACACUCACCGCCCAGCAUGGAAGUGUCGUCAGCGCACCACACUUACACAAUAUCCAUUCAGAAGGGGAUAUUACGAUCAGCACAAUCGUCCAGCUACCCGACAGGACAGACAUCAGUGAUGCUGUUUCUCCCAAAACCAAAGGAAACAUCCAAAGGUGCAAAGAUGAUCUAAAAUCUUUCCUUGAAAAUACAACAAAGAAUCUGUCUCAGGGAAAAGAGGAAGAUGGAUCAACUCCUUUAAACAAAAUCUAUACAGAGCUUUACAUCACAAAGGGAGGCAGUGGGGAGGUUAACAGUGAACAUGAAGUGGUUGAAUUAGAAUGUAAAAGAAGUUCAAGUGAGGAGACGAAAAUCCUGCUCAAUGACAUUUUUAAACCUUUAUCAAACAAAGAAAACCCUCCACAAAGAAUUCUGACAAAGGGAAUCGCUGGCAUUGGAAAAACUGUGGCUGUGCAGAAAUUCACUCAUGACUGGGCAACAGGAAAAGCCAACCAAACUAUUGACUUCAUAUUUCCAAUCUCAUUCAGAGAAUUGAAUCUAAUAACAGAUGAGCGUUGGAGUCUUAAGACGUUAAUAGGUAACUAUUUUGAAGAAGUGAAGGAUUUGUCAACGUCAGUCUACAACAGUUCAGGAGUUUUGUUCAUAUUCGACGGCCUGGACGAAAGCAAGUUACCUCUGGACUUUGACAAGAAUAAGGUGUGGCGCAACGUUACAAAGACCACAACACUAGACGUCCUGCUGACCAACUUAAUCACAGGGCAACUGCUGCACAAGGCCUCAGUCUGGAUCACAAGUAGACCAGCUGCAGCCACUAAGAUUCCUACCAAGUUCAUCAACAGGGUGACGGAGGUACGAGGCUUUGAUGAUGAGCAGAAGGAGGAGUACUUUCAGAAGACAGUUAGUGACAAGACUAUGGCUCAGAAGAUCCUCGAUCAUCUUCAGUCAAAGCCGCUGAGAAGUCUGUACAUCAUGUGCCACAUCCCAGUCUUCUGUUGGAUUUCAGCCACAACUCUCCAGAAACUCCUCACAGAAACAAAACAAAGUGAGCUGCCCAAGACUGUGACUGAAAUGUACACACACUUCCUGAUCACCCAGACAAAGCUGAAGGUUUAUCAGAAAGGUGAAACAAACAGAGAUGUGAUCAUGAAAUUAGGAAAGCUGGCAUUUAAACAGCUACAGAAGGACAACAUCAUCUUCUAUAAAAAGGACUUGAAGAGUUGUGACAUUGAUCAGAAACAAGCUGCAGUUUAUUCAGGUCUUUGCACACAGAUCAUAAGAAAAGAAUGUGGUCUUCACAAACAAGAGAUUUACUCCUUCAUACAUUUAACUGUUCAUGAGUUUCUGGCAGCGCUGUAUGUAUUAGAGACCUUCUUGAACAGCAGAGAAAAUCUGCUUCCUGGAAGGCCAAGUGUGACAGAGAUGUUGAAGAUAGGAGAACUUCCCAUCAUCCUCCUCCACAAGAGGGCAGUGGAUUUAGCUUUGGCCAACGAUCAUGGAAAAUGGGACUUGUUCCUGCGCUUCCUGCUCGGUCUGUCACAGGAUAAAAAUCAGGAGCUUCUUCAGAAAGCAUUUGGAUUCAAAGAGAGACGUCCACAGAGCAACCAGGAGACGAUCACCUACAUUCACGAGAAGAUCAAGAAACUUUCCAACGUCGACAAGAGCAUCAAUCUGUUCCACUGUUUAAAUGAGUUGGGUGACCGGUCUCUGGUAGAGCAAGUCCAAAAGUACCAGAACUCAGGAGAUGUUGGUAACUUGUUACCUGAACAUUGGUCAGCUCUGGCCUUUCACCUGCUCGCUUCUGAUGAAGACCUGGAUGUCUUUGACCUGAAGAAAUACUACGGAUCAGAUGAAGCUCUGGGGAGGCUGCUGCCAGUGCUCAAAGCAUCAAAGACAGCUUUGUAA
This is a messenger RNA of Epinephelus moara (kelp grouper), 2254 nucleotides long. RefSeq names its product protein NLRC3-like. The record is from RefSeq and is a predicted model, not a curated record. Lineage: Eukaryota; Metazoa; Chordata; Actinopteri; Perciformes; Serranidae. The transcript has 4 exons. Bases 335 to 2254 code for a protein of 639 amino acids.